CAGAGCGAGCCGGUGUGGUCGGUGCAUCUUUAGGGUCUCGUGCACAUCGCUGGACCACCUGCGCGCGUGCCUGGACCUGCGCUUUGGAUUCACGGCGUGUUUCUCCGCGGAGCUUUGUUUCUUCCUUUCUUUCUUUUCUUUAUCUGUUUGUUUCUUUAUCGAAACAUGUUGCUCGAGCAUCCCGGAUCGAGCUGUCAGAACGCAGGAAAUUACUCCAGAUACAGCGCGAGCCAAGAUAUCCCAGUAUGUGCGGGCUGCAGUCAGCCCAUAGUGGACCGCUUCAUCCUGAAGGUGCUGGACCGUCACUGGCACAGCAAGUGUCUGAAAUGCAGCGACUGUCAGAGCCAGCUGACCGAGAAGUGCUUCACCCGAGGAGACAGCGUGUACUGCAAGGAGGACUUCUUCAAGAGGUUCGGAACGAAGUGUGCGGCAUGUCAGCAGGGGAUCCCCCCGACCCAGGUGGUACGCAGAGCCCAGGACUUCGUUUACCACCUGCACUGCUUCGCCUGCAUCGUCUGCAAAAGGCAGCUGGCCACAGGUGACGAGUACUACCUGAUGGAGGACAGUCGACUGGUCUGUAAGGCCGACUAUGAGACGGCCAAACAAAGAGAAGCCGACUCUACAGCCAAGAGGCCACGGACCACUAUCACAGCCAAACAGCUGGAGACUCUGAAGAAUGCCUACAACAACUCGCCCAAACCAGCCCGGCAUGUCCGCGAGCAGCUCUCUUCAGAGACAGGCCUGGACAUGAGGGUGGUACAAGUGUGGUUCCAAAACAGAAGGGCAAAAGAGAAGAGACUGAAAAAGGAUGCAGGACGGCAGAGGUGGGGACAGUACUUUCGGAACAUGAAGAGGUCAAGGGGCAGCUCCAAAUCUGACAAGGACAGCAUCCAGGAGGAGGGCAUGGACAGUGAUGCUGAAGUUUCUUUUACAGAUGAGCCUCCUAUGUCUGAUCUGGGCCACUCUAAUGGCCUCUACAGCAGCCUGAGUGAUAGUUCCCCAGCUCUGGGUCGACAGGGUGGACCUCAUGCUCCUUUUCCUCUAGAUCCUGGAGCUGUUCUACAAUCCCAGGACCAGUUUCAUGACUUGCGAUCCAGCAGCCCCUACGGCCUGCCCCAGUCCCCAGGUUCCCUACAGGCCAUACCUAGGCAACAGCCCCUCAUAUCUAGCAUGGUCUAUCCAGACUCUGGCCUGUCCAUGGUUGGCCAGGGUGGCGGUGGUCCUGGAAUGGGUCCAGCUGUGCGCAUGGUGGGUGGCGGAAACGGCCCCAGUUCAGAUAUUUCAACUGGAAGCAGUGGAGGGUACCCGGACUUUCCUGCAAGUCCGGCAUCUUGGCUGGACGAGGUAGAUCACAGCCAAUUUUGAUGACUGUGGAUGAGGAACUGUGCAAAAAUGGGUGAAAAGAAAUGGAAUGGCUCGAGUUGACUUGUCUCUUGAGAUAGAACUUCAGACAAUGACUGCUGGAGGAACUGUCACUUUGCUGUAAUGUCAGAAUCAUUGUCUUUAUUGUCGUCUGCAUGGUGAAAGAAUUAGCAGUUUUGGACAGGAGAGAGACUCCACAUGAAUGGACCCAAAACUCCUGUCAAAUGAUCCAGAAAAAGACUUCUUGGGUCCAAUGUGUUUGGUGAGGUUUUACAAAAACACAACACCAUCACUGAGAAUAGUUUGUACCUCCUAAAUACUGGGAAUGGGCGUACACUUGCCUUUUAAUACAGCAAUGACAUAAAGAAUACUCAUUUUGGUCACAUGUGACAGAGCCUAGAAGAAGACAACAAAAGUUAAAAAGAAACGUUCAAAGUCAAUGUUACCAAGAUGCCUGAGACAAAAACAAUCCAGAUAGCUCCAUUUUUCUCCAUUGGACAGCACCAUCAGCACUGGUGCAUUAAGGUAGAAACUACAGGAUGUUGUCCCUUUACAGCUGGUGUAGAUGUCUGACCCAUAAAGCAGACAUUUCUAAGACUGGACAUUAUUUCUCCUUUCUCUUCUUGAUGUCUAAGUGUAACAUCACCAGUUUUGGUCAAAAUGUCUGGUCGUUGCCAAAUGUCUAUAUAUACUGUAUAUCGCAACUCAGCAUUGUGGAGUCUUUAUUUUUAUACAGCCCUUCUUGGACAUCAUCAAUACAGAAAUAUAAAUAUUUAGGACUUUGUACAUUAAAAAAAAACAGGGAUAGACAAGUUGUAGUUGUUGUCUCUUGUUAUUCAAUAGAACUACUUCUAUGCAUUUGUGUGUUUUCAGAUGUAUCUUGUUCGUUUCACUCUAUUGAAACAGCCUGGGCAAGCAAGACCUUAGGCUAAUCUAAGUGUUUGUUUAUGUGAAAGAUGUUUUAUGUCUUAUUUAUUCUCUGAUGAUGAUGAUGAUGAUGAUAAUUAUGAUUAAGUGAUACAGGUCUUUAAUAAAUUUGUCAGUGAAAUACA
Molecule: messenger RNA, 2414 nt
Organism: Pygocentrus nattereri (red-bellied piranha)
Lineage: Eukaryota; Metazoa; Chordata; Actinopteri; Characiformes; Serrasalmidae
Gene: lhx3
Product: LIM homeobox 3
Exons: 6
Coding region: 166-1365 (399 amino acids)
Biological process (GO): regulation of transcription by RNA polymerase II; neuron differentiation
Cellular component (GO): nucleus
Molecular function (GO): RNA polymerase II transcription regulatory region sequence-specific DNA binding; DNA-binding transcription factor activity, RNA polymerase II-specific
Source: RefSeq, a predicted model, not a curated record